AAUGUGCUGCCGUCUAUGGACUUGCGAUUGGAUCCAGGUAGCCGGCUUUGCCCUUUCCGCCCCACGCUCUCGUGCACAGUAUAGCUACAGUCACUCCACCCCACACACUCACAGAGGGACGCAGAGAAGCACCAGGGGAGUUAUGGCAAUGGCUCAGGGAAGAGGCAGUGCGGCGCAGGGCUUCACCCUCGGCUUCCUCGUGCUGUGCCUCCUCCUCGGCGCCGACACCGCCGGCGCCGCCACCUACAACGUCGACUGGUCGUUCGCCGCCGGCAGCUGGCCCAGCGGCAAGAGCUUCCGCGCAGGGGACGUCCUCGUGUUCAGCUACAACCCGGCCGUGCACAACGUGGUGGCGGUGGACGCCGGCGGCUACAACAGCUGCCGGGGCUCCGGCGCGACGCACACCUACACCUCGGGGAGCGACCGCGUGACGCUCGUCCCUGGGACGAACUACUUCAUCUGCAGCCUCAGCGGCCACUGCGGGCUCGGGAUGAAGAUGGCCGUCACUGCAAACUGAAGCUAGCUGCAGCUUCCGGUUUCAAAAAAGCUAGCCGCGGCUGCGAUGCCUUCUGUGCGCAUGUGAAAACAUCAAUAAAGUAAGUACUAGCGAUCUAAACACUCUUAUAUUUCUUUACAGAGGGAGUAUGUGAUAGUGUACGCCCCGUGUGUUGUAUCCCUGAGUUGCUAACAUGAUACAGAAGCCAGCAGUGUGCAUCCAUUGAUGCGGAGACCGAGGACGUGAUAUCCUUCUUUUCGGAAGAAAAAAAAAAUACAGCAGCGAGUAGGCAUGUGUUAUGUGUGGAUAUGGAGGGUGGUAGGUAAUGCAUGAUGUUUGUAUGAACGAUCGCCGGCAUGGCAGUAAAGAACCUCGGACUGGUUUGUUUAA
Messenger RNA from Triticum aestivum (bread wheat), 886 nucleotides. Its product is annotated as chemocyanin. NCBI's taxonomy places the organism in Eukaryota, Viridiplantae, Streptophyta, Magnoliopsida, Poales, Poaceae. Bases 2 to 517 code for a protein of 171 amino acids. The record is from RefSeq and is a predicted model, not a curated record. The transcript has 2 exons. Gene Ontology annotation, molecular function: electron transfer activity. Gene Ontology annotation, cellular component: plasma membrane.